AAAAAUCAACAUCAUAUAACAAUAGCGCUAUUAAUGACUCAAUUGAAAACCGAGUGAAAAGCACUAAUUUUCCAACUAUUGUAGAAAAUAAACAAACCAAUGAAGGUGAACAAACCGAUAAAGAUGAACAAAAUGAUAAAAGUGAACAAAAUGAUAAAAGUAAACAAAAUGAUGAAGAUGAGCAAAAUGAUGAAGAUAAACAAAAGGAUGAAAAAAGUGAUGAAGGAGGACAACUUAGAAAGCACAACAUUCUAGUAGAACAACUUGAAGAUAUUAGUAGUUCUGAUGCAAUUGAAAAAGAACAAGAAAAUGAGACUCAAAGAAAAAAAGAAAAAAGGAUACAAAAGGAAAAACAAAUUCUUGAAGAUAGUCAAAUUGAGCAGAAUGAAAUAGAUGAUUCUCAAGUAAUCUUAUUGGAUAUUAAUAUUAUUCAGGAAACAGAUUCUCAAAGUUUACUUUUAAAUAUAGAGCCUUCACAA
Molecule: messenger RNA, 479 nt
Organism: Dentiscutata heterogama
Lineage: Eukaryota; Fungi; Glomeromycota; Glomeromycetes; Diversisporales; Gigasporaceae
Source: the annotation of a GenBank genome assembly